UAACACUUGGGAAGUGGGAAACACUUCCGCGUCAGUGUAUGUCAGUGAGGGCAGUUGUAGCUACGUGUAAAAAAAAUGGUAUUGCGGGAAAAAAAUAGUUGAUUGGUUCGAUGUACUAGCAUUUUUAGUUUUGGGGGAAUACGGUUCAUGUCUUUCUGUAGGCCCUGGAAUGGAAAAUGGAUUGCUGUUUAUGUGAAAUCGUUCUAGCUUUUGCUGCUGUAGCCCUGAUUUGUUUAAUUUUGGUGUUAUUAGUAGCACAUUUUAGUGCGUCUAAAAUUGUUGACCUGAAACGUCACGAGAAGGAAAAAACUUUCCUGACUAAUGAAGGGAAAAAAGAAGCUUUUCCAAGUCUCCACGACCCCCAUUCCAAAGACCUCUCAGUGAUAGUGCCCUCAUACAAUGAAGAGCAGAGAUUGCCUUUGAUGAUGAAUGAGGCUUUGGAGUAUUUGGAAAACAGACAGAAGCGGCAGCGUUCCUUUACUUAUGAAGUGAUAAUUGUCGAUGAUGGCAGUAAAGAUAAAACCACCGAGGUGGCUUUAAAUUACACAAGGAAAUGCGGCGCUGAUAAAGUGAGAGUGCUGACACUGACGAAGAACCGUGGGAAGGGUGGAGCAGUCCGGAUGGGUGUCCUGAGCUGUAGAGGAGAGCUCAUCCUGAUGGCAGAUGCUGAUGGGGCCACGAAGUUUGCUGAUAUUGAGAAAGUGGAGGCCAGCCUUAAAGACCUCAGUCCAAAGCCGGUGAGUUUCAGUCGGUUAACAGCUGUACAAUAUAUUAACAUUCAGAACAGCUUACAAUAACUCUUAUAGAAUUCAUUAGUAUUCUUUUGCCUCCAUUGCCUGGUCUGGUUCUUCUGUGUGAAGGGGAUCAGGGACACACAGUGUGGAUUCAAGCUUUUCACAAGAGAGGCUGCCUUAAGGACUUUUUCUAGCCUCCAUGUGGAGCGCUGGGCAUUUGAUGUGGAGCUUCUCCACAUAGCCCAGUGCUUGAAGAUACCUAUAGCAGAAGUUGCCGUUAAUUGGACAGAAAUUGAAGGAUCUAAACUGGUCCCUUUUUGGAGCUGGUUGCAAAUGGGAAAGGACCUGAUUUUUAUCAGACUGAGAUACAUCACUGGUGCCUGGAAGCUGGAGCCCCCAAGAAAAGUGGAUUAACGCUACUCUUAGUCAAAUGAGAUUCACAUGCAGAAACUUGGUUUUUCCAAGCAUCUGAUACAAACAUUAAAACUAGUUUUAAUCAAAUCAUUCUUUAAUAUCUGUUACCUUUUUUAUACUGUCAAAGAGAUGCAUAAAUAAAUGGAUGAAUACAAUUAUUAGGGGGUCCUUUUAAGUGAUUUGCAUCAGGUGAAGCCCACUUGCUGUUUUCAGAAUGGUUUUGGUUAUAUGGCUUUUUUUCUGUUGACUGAAAACACUGGACGACUUGAACCAAAUAAAAAGUCUGAAAAUGAAAUAAGUGCUUUUUUCGUAGUAGUGUAUGUGUUAAGACAGCUGUUAAAUGAUUAUUAUUAAAAUGUUGGCACUGUUGUUUCACUAAGUUGAAUGCUUUAGUUAGUCCUGGCUGGCAUAAAAACUUGAGAACCAAUUUCUCUUGGGAGAUUCUUGGGAGUUGUGAUAAGUAGACUCAUUUUAUUGACUCUGUGGAGAAGGUCAAUGCCCAGUGCUUUCAAAGUAACAAAUAUUGAAGUUUGUUAAAAGUUGCUAAUCUGUUAUAUAAAAAAGACUGAAAAUAUCAGUUAAUAUAACUUAAAUUAGUGUUGUGAAAAACCCAUUUCCUAUGCUCUUUUUUGUCCUUUUUCUGAUCGAUUUAUCAGAGCACUGCAUGAGCUUGGGUAAUGCAGUUAUAUUUCUGUGUAAUAUUUAUAGAAAAUAACUUGUAUUUUUGUUGAUUGUGAUGUCUGAUCAGUAUGAACAUUUCAUUUUUCUGCUCAUAUACCUCUGAAAACAUGUCCAUUUUGUCAGUAAUAACACAAAUAAGGAGAUCGUUCAUGAUUUAAAUAAGACACCUCCCCUAAUAAAUUCAUACUAUAGACCUCUGUAGACUUUGCUAUUAAUAUUAUGUUAUUUAAACCUGUGCAGUAAGAAGAUAUACAUGGAAAAUAACUUUUUUUGUAAAAACAGAUGAUGCACAGCCUGCAGUGAUAAUUUAGAAAUAAAGUACAAAUAGUUUGAUACAGGUGGUCGUAUUUGAACACAAUAGGUUAUCUAUCAGGGAUGAAACUUCCAAUUUCUAUGAUCACGCACCGAUCCCUGAUGAGAUACUGAUUCACAAAGGUGGUGUUUGAUAGAUGGCAAUCUGGAUGGAAUGCGUUAAGGAUGUCUUUUGUCUGUAGUUUGCAUUAAAGUGUCCCGAACUAC
This is a messenger RNA of Lepisosteus oculatus (spotted gar), 2348 nucleotides long. Lineage: Eukaryota; Metazoa; Chordata; Actinopteri; Semionotiformes; Lepisosteidae. The record is from RefSeq and is a predicted model, not a curated record.